GUCACAAGGUGAGAUUUGGCAAGAUGGACGUACGCUGGUAGAUAAACAAGAGCAAUAAAUUCAUGGGACUAAACUUUAUUUUUUCAAUAUCUUCUAAAAAAAGUAUUUCUCGCGACCAGCGUAGUGGCAAAUUAUUUUUUAUUUUGCCAAGACCACUUAAUGAAAUAAUAAAAUCAUUAAUGGUAUCAUUAAUUUGAUUAUGCUAUCAAUGGUACACAUGGUACAGUGGAUAGGAAUAGUCAAGUGGACAUUUUCGUUCUUCCUGUCAAACUUUAUGUCAAAUAUUGAGUAACUAUAAACGUUAUCUCGACAACUGACAAUUUAUAAUCUAGGGAAGCUGUGACUAACCUCAAAAUGGCCGAGGAUAUUGUUGGCGAGGAGCAGUUAAUCCAAAAACACAAAAAAGAACGAAAGGACUUACAAGCCCAAAUCCAGUCCCUGAAGAAGACGAUAUGCAAGGGCAACAAGAAGCAAAAGAAGGAAGUCACCGAGGAAAUAGUUCGACUCGAGUCAGAUUUGGAUCAAAAGCAGGAUGAAGAAAUGGCGAAUUUCAAACUCUCCCAAGUAAAAAUAAAAAUAGAUGACGGAGGAAAAGAUUCAGACCCUGAAGAAGACACAGAACAGGCCGAAAGUGAAAGUACAGAGGAGAGUCGUCAGCCUCAGCGAGUUUCGAAAGCAAAAAGAAGACGAGAGAAAAAAGCAAGUGAAGAAAAGGAACGAAAUCGGAGAAUAAUCGAGGAGGAAGCGGAGAAUAUCUUCGGAAAAAGGAACAUGGAGCUGAUAGCUAUCAGAAAAAUCCUCGUGAAACGUGACCUCGUGAUUCACGAAAUUCCGAGUGAUGGUCACUGUCUUUAUAACGCGGUGGCCCAUCAACUAACUCUUUUAGGAUUGUCUCCUUUCGGAUUCCAGGAUCUGCGAUCAAAAACUGCCGUUUACAUGAGAGAGAAUAUGAGCGACUUUCUACCUUUUAUUACAAGUUCGAAAUCCGAAGAUUUACUCUCUCCAGAAGAAUAUGAAAAAUAUUGCGACAAUGUUGCCGAAACUUCCGCCUGGGGUGGAGCCGUUGAGCUCCAAGUCCUGUCUAAAAUCCUGGAAUGUCCAAUCGAGGUGAUUCAAGCCACAGGAGUUCCGUAUAUCGUAGGGGAUGAAUACGAAGGCAUCAAAAAAAUAGUACUGACUUAUCACCGACACAUGUACGAAUUAGGCGCGCAUUAUAAUUCUGUUAAAAAAUUCGUCGCUAUUCAUUAAACCCGAGAUUUUCAUUUCUACGAGAUUACCUGUUUUUACUCCUUCAUGUAUCAAUUAACUGUUUCACGAAAUAAAGUGACCCUUAUUUA
This is a messenger RNA of Belonocnema kinseyi, 1337 nucleotides long. RefSeq names its product deubiquitinase OTUD6B. Gene Ontology annotation, molecular function: cysteine-type deubiquitinase activity. NCBI's taxonomy places the organism in Eukaryota, Metazoa, Arthropoda, Insecta, Hymenoptera, Cynipidae. The record is from RefSeq and is a predicted model, not a curated record. The transcript is spliced from 5 exons. Bases 355 to 1248 code for a protein of 297 amino acids. Gene Ontology annotation, biological process: protein deubiquitination.